AUGCAAAUACAGCGAGCUUGGAAGUUGGAAGAAGAUGAAUGGUUGCCAGAAACAAAGCUUCGUAUCGUAUCGAUGCAAACAAAUGAUAACUGGAGUGAAAAACGAAACAUAUCCGAUAAUGGGUCCGCAUUCAAGUCUACAAAAAUCAACAGUUUUGUGAGACGCCAUAAUAUUGAUUGGAGAUACUCGACGAUCUAUUACCCUCGGGCAAAUGGAUUAGCUGAGGCCUUCAACAAAACCUUCGUACAAAUUGUUAAAAAGACCCUUGAUGAUAACAAGCGACAGUGGGAUGAGCGGUUGGUGGAAGCUCUGUGGGCUUAUCGUACCACUUAUAGAACCCUGACCCAAUCCACCCCGUUUGCACUAGUGUAUAGAUCUGAGGCCGUCCUACCCUUGGAAAUACAAAUCCCUUCGCUCAAGAUUGCAGUUCAUAAUCAGAUUACAAAUGAACAAAAUGCAAAACUGCGGUUGGAAGAACUCGAAGGCUUGAAGAGCGACGUCUCCAAGCUCAACAAAGUUUAG
This is a messenger RNA of Dendrobium catenatum, 522 nucleotides long. RefSeq lists its product as uncharacterized. Gene Ontology annotation, molecular function: nucleic acid binding. Lineage: Eukaryota; Viridiplantae; Streptophyta; Magnoliopsida; Asparagales; Orchidaceae. The transcript is spliced from 2 exons. Gene Ontology annotation, biological process: DNA integration. The record is from RefSeq and is a predicted model, not a curated record. Bases 1 to 522 code for a protein of 173 amino acids.